Molecule: messenger RNA, 8866 nt
Organism: Alosa alosa (allis shad)
Lineage: Eukaryota; Metazoa; Chordata; Actinopteri; Clupeiformes; Clupeidae
Gene: hivep2a
Product: HIVEP zinc finger 2a
Exons: 11
Coding region: 1078-7725 (2215 amino acids)
Biological process (GO): regulation of transcription by RNA polymerase II
Cellular component (GO): nucleus
Molecular function (GO): RNA polymerase II cis-regulatory region sequence-specific DNA binding; DNA-binding transcription factor activity, RNA polymerase II-specific
Source: RefSeq, a predicted model, not a curated record
UAUGGGACACGCUGGGGGAUCCAAUGACGUCAGAAGCACUCUUACACAUUCAUACGGUGUAGCAGACUUACUAUUCUGGGAAGUGGGGCUAGGAAAAGGCCGACUCUGCCUCUUUAUUGCGAGUUCCUUCAUUUGCUGUCGCGUAUCGGGGGCACAACAAACAGCUAUUACCGUGAGAUGGUGCAACAGCAUGUAGCUUGUAGGCUAUGUUAAACAUCGGCUCUAUUAUUGGCGGAAAGUGAAUAGCCUACCUCUUCCGUAGGCUAGUUAAAAUAAUUCUCGUUGUGAUCCUUCGAGCCUAACAGAGGUACAUAAACGUCUCAGAAUCGUCUGUGGUGGCUGAUGCUGUUGGACAUUUAAUGCAACGCACUUCAGAUAUGAUACGUGACCUCGGAGAAUGUACACAGUGAAAUUUGGCCUGACGGAAUGCCAUGGACAAGAGGGAUCAUUAAAAGCAGUUGUCUGCAUCGUCUUUGAAUUUUGGCCAAGGCUUGUUUCUGAGGGUCUGAGGAAUCAUUUAACACAAUCCUAAGAAAAAACAAUAGGCUCGUGCUACAGCCCCUUUUCCCUUGUGUCACUGGCCUCCCCCAUCAGAUCACCAACAGCCCAAACAGCAAUAAAAGCUGAAUCAUCCUACCUGCAGUCACCAGAGAGGAUCAGUCCACCCCCAAUCUCCUUCAGCUCUCUGAUGAUCCCUCUCUGCUCCUUCUGCCAGGCCUGCACGAUGUCACUUACUGAAAUACUGGACCAUCAACUGUCUACUCUUGAUUAUGGGAUCCAUCUGGAAAUGUGAAACACUGCAAGCACAUCACAUUCUUCCAUCUUCAUCUUGUUGCCUCUGCUGGAUAGUACAGGGAUCACACACUGGGAAGACCAGGACAACAUAAAACUGAACAUCAAGGAUUUUUUUCCAAGUGUGAGGUGUGACAUACAGUAAAAGAAAUGAACUGAUGGGAAAGGACUAUAUCGGUAAAAUAUGGAACAACCUGAAAGGGAUGUAUCUUUUCUGAUGUUCGGAACAUAUGCAUAAGCAAUUUAAUGAGCAUCCUUACUUAACACAGUAUAAUAAAGGGGAUAAUGGAGCAUCAUGAAUCAGCUGCAGAACAAAAAUGCAACAAGGAGACUGGAGAGAAGAGCAUCCUACAGAGAAAAUGGGUUUCAGAGCCAUCACCUAAUAAUAGACUGUUUUCAGACCUAGAUGGGAAAGAUCAAUCAGGACUUGAAGGUCUACAGGGUGGGGUGAGUGGGUGCAAGUCCACUAGUUUGGGACUAAAGUAUCACCCUGAAAAACGUUUGUCAUCUGCAAUGAGUCGGUCAUCUGAAAACAACCAGUGCCCACAAGUCAACCCUGCCUCUUAUUCCCAAAAGUUACCACAUUCAUAUCCACAACAGCUAAUGCAAAAAUCUGUAUUGCCUGGCACAAAGCCACAGCCUAGUCCAGAAACUCGUACCUGGCAACUGAAAUGUCCUUCCUCAGAUGACAUGUUCCUUGAACACAUCCAUAGCCAGGGAGUCUUCCCACAACAAAAGUCUCCAAGUUCACCUGUGGUAUUUCUACAAUAUUCUCAGCCAGGAUCUGAGCAAUAUGAGGAAAUACAUAAAAAGGAACUGAAACCGAAGAAACCAGGAAGAUAUGUCUGCAACUACUGCGGCAGGGCUUGUGCUAAACCCAGUGUGUUGAAGAAGCACAUUCGUUCACAUACCGGAGAACGCCCCUAUCCCUGUGGUCCAUGCGGCUUUUCCUUCAAAACCAAGAGUAAUUUGUAUAAACACAGAAAAUCCCAUGCCCAUGCUAUUAAAGCAGGACUUGUUCCAUUUUCUGAACAGGUAGCUACACGUGCAGACAUGGAUCAGGCCUCUUUAGUUGGAGAGGCAGACAUACAUUCAGAUGUAGAACAAAGUACAGAUACAGAGGAAGAAACCACAGAGGGUCUUUUAUUCCAGGACAACAUUUGCCAAAUUCCACAGAUAUCAUUUGAGUCUGAGUCAAGCGCAAUGGAAAUGAUUGGGCAACCAGCAUAUGUUGAUUCGGCAGAUGAGUCAUCAGUGGCAUCUAUGAAAGUGCCUAUCUUAAUUAUUCCCAAACAGGGGAUCCCAUCAACAUCAAUGGAAUGCACUGAUUCUCAAGCUGUUCAAGGCGAUGAGUCCCAUGCUAUCAAACAGAGGUUUGCUUUGAGACUUACUGAGAAAAAAGGCCAGGACUCGGAGCAGUCUCUUAAUCUAUUGAGCCCACAUAGCAAAGGCAGUACAGAUUCAGGCUAUUUUUCAAGGUCUGAGAGUGCAGAGCAACAAAUUAGCCCACCCAACACCAAUGCAAAGUCCUAUGAAGAGAUCAUGUUUGGAAGGUAUUACAGGCCCAAUGCCAGACUGAGACAGUCCAUCACUGUGGGAAUGGCAACCGGUCAAGACAAUACCAUUUUCAGUAUGCAUGAGUCUGAUGCUAUGCUGGAUGUGGGAAUGAGAUCACUGGAACACAGGCUCUUGACAGAUGACAGUUCAGACUUACAAAUGGUACCUAGAUGUGACAUACAAGUAUAUGCCACUGAUCCUUACCACAACAGUAGUCUUUUAGAAGCACCUUCUGAUUCAGGGCCUCUGAUGCGUAGCAACUCAAUGCCAACAUCCUCCCUAACAAAUCUUAGUGUUCCACCAGGCCUCAGAGUGAGUCACUCAUUUGAUGAAAUGAUGACUCCAGAUGAUGUCUUCUAUCCCGGUGCAGCUAGUUUACGAAGACUGAGGAGACAAGCUGCUUUUGAACAUUCAGCUCAUGAGGGACAUGCGGAUUCAGAAAACAUAGGUGUUCUUGCCAAGAAUACAGUUCCACCAUUAAAGUAUUGGAACAAAGGAAAUCUAAUUCAAGAUUUUAGGUCCUCAAGAAAAGAAUGUGUUCCUGACAUGGAAAGAACCCCUUUUGUCUCACAUACUUAUAGAGUUGAAAACACCACCAGAAAACGCAGAAAGGAAAAGAGUGUUGGAGAUGAGGAAGACUCUGUCGGACACUAUGACAAUAGUAACAGUGGUUGUGUUGAAAUAGUUGGGGAUUAUGAUCCAAAUAUGGGUCAAGAUGUUUCAAGAGGUACAUCUACUGGAAAAUGGUCCAUGUGUAGUUCACAUAGUCAGUCAGACAGUUUUGAUAAUGUGGCUGGAAUUAGUUCUGAUGUUAUUAUUUCAGAUCUUGACCGAAAGGCAACAGGUAAUGUGAUCUCUGUUAUACAGCACACAAACUCAUUGAGUAGGCCAAGCUCAUUUGAGAAUUCUGACUCCAUUGAUCUUCCAUCUUAUCAAGACAAACCAAACAGAAAGUUAUCAGAGCACUCGGACACUGAAAACAUUGAGGAUGGUAAAAAACCUGAGUUUGCAUUGAGAUCUGAAAGCAAAGAGCGGCAGCAACAAAGUGAUGGUGAACUGGUUGGUCUGUCACCAAACCAGCAGUAUCAUAUGCCUCAUAAACUUGUGAGGCAGCCAAACAUUCAAGUGCCCGAAAUCAGAGUGACAGAGGAACCAGACAAACCAGAGAGAGAGCCAGAGGCAGCAGCUAAGGAACCAGAGAAGCAACACAUUGAAGAAUUCCAGUGGCCUCAAAGAAGUGAAACUCUGUCACAACUCCCAGCAGAAAAGUUACCUCCCAAGAAAAAGCGCCUUCGUCUGGCGGACAUGGAAUACUCAUCUGGUGAAUCAAGCUUUGAGUCCACUUGCACAAGUCUAUCAAGGAGUCCCAGUCAGGACAGUAAUCUGUCUCACAGCUCCAGUUUCUCUAUGUCAUUUGAAAAGGAGGAAAGUAUAAAAUGCAUGUCCCCAACCAAACUGGAAGAUUUAUGCAAGCAAUCCGAGUUUUUAACUGUUCCAGGAAGUGGAUACUCUCUCUCUAUACCAGGCCACCACAACAGGGAAAUGCGACGUUCCUCAUCAGAACAGGCUCCCUGUACAUUACCUGCAGAGGUACCAGAGAUUCGUAGUAAGUCAUUUGAUUAUGGAAGUCUUUCUACCACUUCCAGACAAGGAGAGUUAUAUGCAAGUCCUUCAUCUUUAAAAGAACGUAGACGGGGUUACCUUGUCAGGCAAGCAUCCCUAAGUGUGUACCCUGACACUGCUUUGCAAGAACAAAAUGUAGAAACAAGUAUGAAGCAAGAACAUUCUGAAAUUGCACCCCAUCUCUCAAGUUUAGGUUGGCAUAGUAGUUCCCUUACAACUUCUCAUGGUACAACUACUAGUGAAGAACCAAAAUCAAAGAGAGCACAAGGAUCAUCAGACUGUGAAAAUUCUACAAAAGAGUCAAAACAUCAAGAAGCGUUGCAUCCUUCCUUAUCCCCAAAGUUUCAAUACUGGGAUUCCUUCACACAAAGGCAACAACACUCUCUGUCUUCCAGUAAACAUCACUUACCUAAAGUACGUGUCAGACAUCCCAGUUUUCUGCCAGUUCACCAGCAGCUUCCCCAAACUCUUCAUCAAGAACAUUGUGAUUCAGAGACAGAUAGGGGUUGCAGUCAAAGCUAUCUUCAUCAUCUUCAAUCACAUUCCUCUCAAACACCUUCUAUAAGUUCAGAUUCCCCGCAGCACCCCCAGCCAGUUGUUUCCACUUUAAAUGUAAGGUCUGAGUCAUCUUUCCCAGGAAUGCUGGUCCCUGUCAGAAUCCAGACUCAUGUGCCAUCAUACAGUAGCAUCAUGUACACAAGUGUGUCAGAGAUCAUGGCUACGCAUGCACAAUGCACAACUUCAAGGGUUAUAUCCACAGAAAACACAUUGCCAAUUUCACUGUCAGGAAUAGCUUCAAAGCAUGAAACAGGGGUCCACCUAUCACACAUUUUUGGACAUCCACAUCCAUCUGUGCAAUAUCCAAUCUUGACAAUUCCAGAGUCAUUGUCUGGAAGAUUGAACACAGGAAUUCCUCUGUCUUUGACAUCUGGAACAAUGUCAACUACAGAUGCUUCAUCUGGCAUUGGAGCAAGCAAACGUAUGUUAUCACCAGCCAGUAGCCUAGAACUCUUUAUUGAGACCAAACAACAGAAACGGGUCAAAGAGGAGAGAAUGUAUGGGCAAAUAGUGAAAGAGCUUAGUGCUGUAGAGCUUAGCAACACAGGUGCAAGUAAAAGUAACAGAAAGCCAACAGAUAUUUUACACAAUGACGAACAAGACAAAAUCACAUUACCCCCAACAUCAUCCUUGCCAAUUAUGCAAGACACUCAGGAUAGGUCAAAAGAGCAGUUGAAUGUUGAUGAAUCUGUUGCAGAGGCUCACUGUGGUCAAAAAACAGUGUUCUCAAGAGAUGUUCAAGAUGAGAGCAAGCAGGAUACGGGCAACAAAAUACCAGUCAAAAUGCUCAUACAACUUGCUGCAAAUCAAGGUGGUGGUGGUUCUGGGAGCACAUUUCUGCUCACUGAUUUAGCAGAUGUACAACAGUUCUUUCAGUUCCCAACUCUUCGGACAACGACUAGUGUGAGCUGGUGCUUCCUUAAUUACACCAAGCCAAACCAUUCUCAAAUAACCCCCUUGAGUUCUGUGUAUGGCUCUUGGUGUGUAAGUUCCUACAAUCCAAACCCAUUAAGCCUUAGUACAAAGGCCACCUUAGCCCUGCUUUGCUCAAGGCAGAGAAAGAACACUGAAACCUAUACAACCGCUGCUAUGCAUCAACUUGGGUCUGGAAAACUUGUGCCAUCUCUCUUGUGGAAGCAGAGGUUUGUCCAGCUGAAGUCAGAAGUCACACAACUAGAUUCAGGCAAAUAUAGUCAUCAAAAGAAGUGCACAAGAGAGAAUGGAAAUGAUGACCAUGGAGAAAAAGAGCCUAUUUCAAAGCAAGAUGAGCCAACUCGCAUAAAAAUUUUUGAAGGAGGGUACAAAUCUAAUGAAGACUAUGUUUAUGUGCGAGGUAGAGGAAGAGGAAAGUACAUAUGUGAAGAGUGUGGAAUCCGCUGUAAAAAGCCAAGCAUGCUGAAAAAACACAUUCGCACUCAUACUGAUGUGAGGCCUUAUGUCUGCAAAUUCUGCAAUUUUGCUUUCAAAACUAAAGGAAAUCUCACAAAGCACAUGAAAUCAAAAGCUCACAUGAAGAAAUGCUUGGAGCUUGGGGUGUCAGUGACCUGUGUUGAUGAUGUGGAAGCAGAGGAAGCAGAUACUGCAGAGGAAAACCCACAAGAUUGUGGGCAAUUUGGCAUGGCUGACCAUCAGUUCUCUGAUGCAGAUGACUCAGAUGGGCCAGACGAUGAUGGAGAUGAGAUAGACGAGGAUGAAGAAGAUGAGGAAGAAUAUGAUGGUGAUUCUACACCAAAGACAUGUUCUAGAAGCACAAGCCCUCAGCCCCAUAGCCUUGCUUUGCUUGCCGCUACUGUGGUUACUGCCUCCCAAGGAUCUUCUGGAAACUUUUUGCACUCUGGCUCUAAAUCUCCACUAUUCAGUUACUUAACAAGCCUGCCCAGCAUCCAGGUCACACAGCUGAGAAACUACAUGAACCAACUGAGUGUGCCCAAUUCUAUGGAUGAAGAUUCCAGCCUGUCACCAGAGCAUACCCCCUCCUCUUUUGACCUCUCCCCAUCCUGUCUAUCUUCUCCAGGGUGUGACUCCUCUCCUCUUAGAGAGCCAUCUCCCACAUCCCAGAGAUACCUCUCUCCCAAGGGGGACUUCUCACCCCGUAGACGCUUGUCCCCCAGAAGAGAGGCCUACCAUCUCCGGCAUUUAUCUCCUCGGAGGGACAUCUUCCAUAGAGAUGUGUCCCCCAGGGGUGACCAUUCGCCGAUAAACCUCCUUUUACCCAUAUCUAAUACAGGGAGACCCACAUCUCCAGGACGUGAGCUGAGCAGUAGAAGAGAUCUUUCCCCAAGGAGUCGCUAUAGAGUGAGACCUGUGUCCCCCAGGAGGGGUCUACAUCAUCAAAACUCCCCCUGGAGUCUGGGGCAAAACCUUCAGGCAGAGUUUACAUCACUGGCACUAAAGACAAGGGGUCCAUCUGAAUCAGAAACAGAGCAGAUACAGAAGAUGGAUUGUGACAGAAACAGCAGUGGUAAAGGAAUAGCCACCUCCCACCAUGGCCUGUUCAGCCACCUGCCCCUACACUCCCAACAGCAGAUUCAUACACCCUUCCCAAUGAUCCCCAUUGGGGGCAUCCAGAUUGUGCACUCUGUCAGGCCCUCCAUUACAGGCCUUACCCAUCCUGCCCAUCUGUCCUUACAGAAGAACACAUCAAAGGAGUCCAAUGCUAAUGAAGUGUUCUUCCAAGUGGAAGAUGGCAGCGUGCCCCGUGGUAGAUUGGACUCCUCUCAGACCCAGGGAAACAUGUUGUUUUCCCCAAUGGGAAAGCAAUCACAGCCUUCAGUUAGUGUGCUUACUGAAAAAUCUGAAAGGGAUGUGGAUGAAAUCUCAGAUAAGGAUAUUAAACAGGAGGAGAGCAUACAGACUUGCACCAAGGCCAUUGCCUCUCUCCGGAUUGUUUCAGAAGAGCCUUUAGAGAAAUCUCUGUCCACUGAUAAUCCACCAUAUCAACAGCCAUCCACAUCCUCCCAUUCUCCCAUAAACCCUGAAAAGAUGGCAUCAAUCAAAAUUCAUCCCUCAAAUGAGUUAGACACCAGGCAGUCAUUGAAUGGCUCUGCCAUUCCACUGCACUCCAGCAUGGAAAAUGUAUUAAGUUACCUUCCUCUCAACAGUAAAAGCGGUGAGAAAAAACUACCACUUUUAAAAAGCCAUGGGGAAAGGUUGUUAAACACAAAUAGGGUAAACAACUGUACAGAAAAUGAAUAAAUGUGGCUAAAAGGGAAAUUUAGAACAAACAUUAUAUUUUAAUGUUUACACAUGUAUAAUACAUGCUAACAUAUCUUAAUUCAUUAGGCAACACAAUACAUUUUAUUUCUUUGCAGUUGAAAUGUACUGUCUGUGCAUAGCAUGCCUUUGUAAAAAAUAUUAACUGUUUUUAACAUAUACAUUGAUGAAAAUAUAUACAAACCUAUACAUGAACUUGACCAAACAUGCGGAUAGAUAUUUGCCUGGUACUCUUACAGUAAAUCUAAAAUAUGUGUGCCUUUUCUUUACUUUCUACAUAUAGUCUUACUAGCAUCUCAAGCAGGAAGGCAUGUAAAUUACCAUGUUUUUAUGUCUGCUAUGUAAUAAUGCAAUAGCCUGCGUGAUUUGAACAACAGAGAUUGAAUGAUGUGAUUUAUCAGUGUAUGUAAGGUUGCACUAAAACAUAUUUUUAUAUGACAAAAUGAAAUUGAUUUUCUGUAUAGUAAUUCUAUAAUACUAUUUAUUGUAUCACGUUUCAUACAUUGUACAAAGUUCUUAAUGUUGUGGAUGCCUUUUCUAAGUGAAGCAUGGGUUUUGCUAUUUUAUAAUUAGAGCUACAACUGUGCACUGUAGAUAAGCUUUUACAUUGGCACACACAGUAAUAAUAUGUCAUAAACAUACAGCUUCAUUUCCCUAUACAUAUGUGCAUGUGUCAACCCAUGUUUCAGAUAUAUUGGCAUAGAAUGUAGUAUGGUCAUUUGUCUAUUUUUGCCAUUUUCUCGCCUUGCUGAAUUACCUACAGCAGUCGUAACAGAUGUCUAUCACAUUUUGCUCAUUUACAAUUUUGUCUCUACAGAAAGCAUUAAGUGAAUUUUAAUUGAAUCAACCCAAGCCCUUGUGCAUUUUUGUAUUUGUGCAUCCAACUCAAGCUUGCUGCAACAGUACUGAAGUUUUAAACACAUUUUAAACUUACAUGAAUAAUGUGAUGUACUUGAUUAAUUGAUAAGUGUAGACAGCAUUCCAGCAGUGCACAUUUAAUUCCUUAUCAGUGAAUAAUGUACUCAUAUGUUCAUAAUCAUGGGCAACAAGCCUUUGUAAAAAAAAGCACAAGUACAUAUCUACUUCAAGUAAAACUCUAAAAAUGCACCUUAAAUGUAAAAUA